AUGCAGUCAACUAUGUCUGAACUCAUGGAGAAUUCUCAUGAGCAUGAUGAAGAUCUUGAGCAAGGUAAUGAGCAAGUUCUACAGGAAGAAGAUAAUGACGAAGAUUGGGAUGCCACAGGUGGAGAUAAGAAGUGGCCUGGGUGGCCUGGUGAUAGUGUUUUUCGGAUAUUAGUUCCCUCUCAGAAAGUUGGUGGUUUGAUUGGCCGCAAAGGAGAGUUUAUCAAGAAAACGUGUGAAGAAUCUAGAUCUAGAAUUAAGAUUCUUGAUGGUCCUCCUGGUGCACCAGAAAGAACUGUAAGUCAUUUGUUUGACUGCUUCACGAAGCCUAAUCGUUGUUGUAAACCCUGAAUAAUGACAUGGUUGCCAUUCAAUUGCGUUGGGAGCUGGGAAGCAAGUUUGAUGAUGGAAAUGGUCUAUUUAUUUCACUGUCUCAUUUAGGGUAUCAUUUGCCCCACAGCUGCUUUUUCCCUCAGUGUCCUGAUAUCUUUGUGUUGUUCUUUGUGGUUUCAUUAUUCUCAUGUAAUACUCAGGAAGCCUAAGUGACCUGGGUCCUUCAGUGCUGAUGGUUUACUGAACUGGAUCCAGCCUGACCCUGAGCGGACUUUGUAUUGGAUGCAGCUUUGUCCUGUCUGUUUAAUAAAUUAUCUGGAAACUUUAGGCUAUUACUUGAUCCCACGGAGGGUACCCAUGUUAUUUUAACCUUCAAAGGGUAAGGAACAACGUAUCAGCAGGCAUCUGAUUCCCAGAAUGUUGAAGGGUUUUGAUUCUCCCAUACUGGUCACAACUUUGUAGAAAUGGCAACUCUGCUAGAUAACUCGAGUCACAUAUUUCUCAGCCAGGAGGAAGGCUUGUGAAAUUGAAAUUUUAACGCAAGCUGCUGUGUUCUAAAAUUAAUUCGACAAUUUACUUUUUUUUUCCAGUGGUUUUAUUCAAUCAAGUUCAUUUCUAAUUAUGAUUAAAAGAAUUGCCUAUCUUUACCGUUUGAGUUAUUUCUGUUUGGAUUUAAUAGGGUCAGAAUUCUAAGCAGAGAAGCAGACUUCUUAUUAGGAAAGUGGAAAAUAAACAUAGAAUAGGCUGUAGUGAAGGCAGACGGUUUGUCAGGCUAUUAACUAGGUUUACUUCUUAUUCGAUUGUGUCUCGGACAAAAUGCUAUAUCGCUUAGUAGUCUUUGGGCCUCUAUCUGACGUCAUCAACUGAGAUGACAGUUAUUGGUGCAUCUUUCGACUGCGCAAAAUGCCUAGGCUGAUGCACAGGUUGCAAUUUGCUUGAUUCCUAUCCAUUUUAAACAUCAUACACUUCACCUUGUAAACUCAGUGUUAAAUGUUGGGUUGCGUAAAGCUGUGGACCAUUAAAAUUUCAUGCAUUAGUUUCUCCUAGAUAAGGUAUCCCAAAAGACGUUAAUGAGAAACAAUAACUCAGUGGUGGCUUUAGCAAUGAAUAAGGAGAAAUGCAAACUUAAUCAAGCUGCAUAAUCCCAUCUGUGGUACUUCAAUCCCAGUAACUAGAGUGAAUCUGUGCAGGUUUCUCUGCAGACCUAAGGCAACAGGUCAAUUGUGAAUCUCCAAUAUAGAAGAAACAGGCUACCAGAUUGCAGGUUUCAAUGUUUAAGCUGUACAUCUCCUGAGGAUUUUGUCGAAAAGGGCAUUUUUGGGUUAUCUUCAUCGAAUGACUAUUGUAUGAAGCUUCACUUUUUUAUCAUGGUAACUUCAGAACUCGGUUGGCUGAUUUCUUCAUGGUUGGGCAAGCUGCUUCAAGAAGCUUCCUAUUGUAAUUGGAAACGAAUAUGGUGCUCAAGUUCACUCAAGAGCAUUGCUGUCCAACUUGAAAUUCAUAUUUAAAUGUGUUUUAAAAGUGACUUUUAUCAAUGACAAAUAAAAACGUUACCCUCGUUCUAUGAACAUCUUUUAGGACUAGGUCUAUGAUUGUCUUUAGUCAUAGCUGGUGAUGAUUGAAGAAAUUAUACAGAAAAUGACAAACAGAUAUCUAAGGUGAACUGCCGCUGUAUAUGUAUCCAUAUGGAUUUAGCAUUUUCAUGGAAAUCAAUGCGUUGUGCUUAAGGACUGGUUAAAUUUAACCGCCCUGCUUUAUUUGCAAUUCAGCAUAUGAAUAAAUUCCCUUGAGUGUCAUAGCUAGAGGUCAUAGAUAUGGAGAAAUUCAAACGAAGACAGCUUUUAAUAAAAUAUAGUGGGGAAAUGUGAUGUUUUGCUUUUUUUAGAUGAAUCUUGAGCUAGGGGAAAAAAAUGGAUGGCAUUUGGUACUCUCCACCUUACUUUGCUUCUGAUUUGGUGUUUUGCCUGACUGAUCCAAGUGGAUGUCUGCAUAAAUUACAAGUUUGCGAUGUAAGAUUCUCUCAUAGUUUCUACUUUUCUUGGGUUUUAAUGUCACUCAUCGUUUUAUAUUAGAGCUUUGAUGCUUUCUAUGUGCCUGCAUCUAAUUUCCAACCUUGGUUACGAUGAUCUAUAGAAACUUAUAAAAUUCCGUUUCCCAGCUGUUGCACCAUAGUUUUGUCGAACCAUGAUCAAUACCCUGGCAGAAUUGGCCAGUAAUAUUUUAUGUCACUGUGGCAGUGCGUAUCAAAGACAUUGAAAUCAUUUUAAAAUCAUGGUAUGCGGUUGAAUUGAACUGGUGCUGCUUAUAAUUCCAAUCCAGAUUGAUGUCUGGAACAUGCAAAGUUUCCCCCAUGCAAAAAGACCCAUCAAUAAUGCUGCAAUUGGGAUACCAUGAUUUUCAAAUGAGUCUUUUUAAUCCAUAGGAUUUUACCGAAAUGGGUCUUUUUAACCCAUAGGCUACGGUUGUUGUGGAACUCCUAAAAUGAUCCAAUCCGCAGUAGUGUUUGAUGUUGGAUCUAUGAUAGGGGGUGGUCACAAGGAUUGUGUUACCCCUUGACCCGGUGCAUUUUUAGUCAUCUGUACGAUACAUCUUUGGAUUUAUAUUCAUGCAUUAAUUGUGCCCAGUAGGUUUAUAUUAAACUUCAGACCAUUACAGAUGACCAUUUCCGUCUUAGAUCUGAUAAAAUACCUAAUAAAUAAGAAGAGAAAGUUCCUAACAUAUGAUUUCGGAUCUCAGGCUUUCCUUUGCUGAUUUGGUUGCUUUGAUUUGAACUUUUGGUCGUCACACAUUUUGUUUGGCCGAAUCUUUGAUUCCAGUGUGCUAAAUGGUUAAUGUAGACAACAGAAAUGCCGUAGCAUCCAUGUGUUAUUUUCUAGCUUGUUUGGUUUGAGUUGCCUAUCUAUUUUAUUGUGCUAAAGUUGGUGUCAGUUUAUGUCUGUAGCAGUGUUCAUCAAUCUAUAAUUCCCGAUUGAUUAUGAUUCUUCAAAUUUUAAGCGGUGUAAUUGUUCUUUAGGAGGGGAUAUGAUAUCGUGUGUACUUGUAUCUAAAAAAUUAAAGCGUUGUCUUUCUUCCACGUUCCUUUGUGGUUCCAAUUGGUGAUUAUUUUCUUGACAUUUCAAUUUGUUCUAAUAGGUAAUGAUUUCUGCAAAAGAGGAGCCACAUGCUUCUCUGCCUCCUGCAAUGGAUGGUCUUCUGAGGGUUCAUAAACGCAUUAUUGAUGGUUUGGAUGGGGGGGAAUCAGCUCAGACUUCCGGUACUGGUGGCCAUGUUUCCACCCGACUUCUAGUAUCAUCUAGCCAAGCGGGUAGUCUCAUUGGAAAGCAUGGAGCAGUGAUAAGAUCCAUUCAAGAAGCUUCAAAGAGUGUUGUUCGGAUUGUCGGUAUGGGUAGUCACAUCUCUAGUUCAAUGCACGACAUUAGUGGUCAUUUCGCAUAUGUUCGUUACAAUUCACACCAGUCAUUUUUGCCUCCGGCUGCUGACUCCGUGUGGCACGAAUGUUUUACGGCAUGCAUGAAUUGGAAGCUCUGAAUCUGAUAAAAAUUCGUUGUUUUCUCUUCCUGAGAGACCUUGUGGCCUUAAAUGGGGAUUCUAUGGCAGUGACUGGGAAUAAUAUUUUAUUUAUAUCCAUUUUGAUCGAAUUCAUGUGUAACUAGGCAUGAAAUCUGUCUGGGGUCCUGCUAGUCUGAGCCAGUUCAGGAUAUCGACCUGAAAUCCAACAAAGUUCAAGAACUUUUGCUAUUUUUAAUUGUUAUUCAGGAAACAAAGGGCAUCACCUUCAGAAUAAAUGUUAUUUUUAAGUCAAUUAUUCGCACAUUCAAGAACUUUUGCUCUAUAUGGAGACUGAUCAUUACACCAUCUCGCGCUUACUAUUUCAAUCAGCAUUUUCUCAUGUAUACUUAUCCAUUUUGCGUUUCAUCUUAUAUUGUAGAAGAUUUACCCGUCUUUGCUCUUCAAGAUGAUAGAGUGGUUGAGAUAGUGGGGGAGCCGCCUGCUGUUCACAAGGCCCUUGAACUAAUUGCAGGCCAUUUGAGGAAAUUUCUAGUUGACCACAGUGUCCUCCCUCUUUUUGAGACACGGGUAUGUAGCCUACCUUCUCCAUCUUCCAAUAACGACGAUUAGUCACUUUCUCUUCUCUUUGCCAGCUAUUGGUCGUGUAUAAAUCACCAGCUCCAUUGUGCAUCUGCAGGCGCCGCUGCCUAGUGCUCAUAUGGAGCAGGAUUUGCUGGGGUCCAAAUCUUGGGGCCGCACUCGAGGCCUAUCCCCCCAUGUCAGUGGUCCUGGCUAUGGGGGCAACCCUCCUCCCUUCACACCUGGUAUACAAGGCAGCUUCCUCCCAUUGUCAGAUCUUCAUACCCUGGAUGAGCAUCCCCCUCACCACGGUGUGUCAGCAUAUGGCCGUGAAAUGCUGUCCGUCUCAGGGCUUCACACAUCAGCUAAUAUUCAAUCACAGCAACCAAUGAUGUCGCAGGUAUCCUGUCCUAUGUGUCCACCAAUGGAAAUGAACUAUAUGAUGAGAAUAUCAUGUAACUUCUCCCUAUUUUGAUUGUGAGGAGCAUCUACUACAGGUCACAGAGCAUAUGCAGAUUCCACUUUCAUAUGCCGAUGCAGUGAUCGGAAUAUCUGGUUCGAGCAUUAGCUACAUCCGACGUGCCAGUGGAGCGACGAUCACGAUACAGGAAACAACGGGUGUGCCUGGAGAGAUGACAGUUGAAAUCAAUGGGAGUGCAAGUCAAGUCCAGACUGCCCAGCAGUUGAUCCAGGCAUGCUAUCACUCUCUUUUUUAUUUCCUUUGAUGGGAGAUGACCAAUUGGGUUAGUGUAUGAAGUAUGGAUUUUCUUAUGAUUACUAGGUUGAUUAAAUGCUUUUAUUGCAAGAUUGUUUUGCUGCUCUGUUGGGGUUUCAGAAUUAUUUAUAAUUUUUCACUGCAAUUAUCCCACUGUCCCCUUGAUUUACUCUCUUACAUAAAUUGCAGAAUUUCAUGGCUGAAGCUAUGGGAUCCGCCCAUAACGCAGCUUCCAAUCAAGAUCAGAGUUACAAUUCGUACCACUCACAGGGAUCUACGUAUGGGUCUCCUCCCCCUUCAAAUACUGGGCAUGGUGGUGGCUUCGGUUCUGUUUAUGGGGAUCAUUAUGAGUAUUGA
Spirodela intermedia is the source of this 5470-nucleotide messenger RNA. The record is from the annotation of a GenBank genome assembly. NCBI's taxonomy places the organism in Eukaryota, Viridiplantae, Streptophyta, Magnoliopsida, Alismatales, Araceae.